UGCAGAAGGAGCUGGAUGGGAGCUGGCGACAAGGGAGGUCAAGAAGAAAUGAACGCUUUCCCUAUCCUGGAGCGGGAGGAGCGCGUGGCAACAGCGUGAAGGAGCGGGAUGAGGAGCAGCACGUGGCAACAGCGGGAGGAAGAAGAAUCACUCUCCUUGUCCUGGAGCGGGCGGAGGAGGAGCGCAGGCAACACCUGGAGCGGGCGGGGGAGGUACCACGCGGAGAGCUCUCCCUCUCUCUGCCUUUCCAUUCAUUUCUGGCGAACACCGCACCGCACCGCACCACCAUGUCUCUCGCUGUUAUCGUCGUCUCGCUCCUCUUGCUCCGCGGCGCAUCGCAGCCGUCCGUCAUGGCGCAGAUGCCCGACGUCAUGCCACGUGGGCAGAUCGGCGGCGAGGCGGGUAUCGAGCGAGCCAUGUCUCUUUUCCGCAUAUGGGAGGAGGCCUAUGGAUUGAAACCCGACGUUCACUUGCCGCCCGCGAAAAUCACCUUGCCGGCCAUCGUGCCGCGCGCGCCGCACCUGGAGGACUGCGAGGCGCUGACGACGGCGAGGAAGGAGUCGGAGCGACGCGGAGGGGACGGGGAGCCUCCCCUGUGGGCGCGGGCUGUGAAUAACUGCUCGGAAUGCAACCCCCAACCACCAUGGGUGUGCGGGUCCGAUGCGGGCAAUCUACCGCUGACGCGCGUGGUGCAGCGGGACCUGUGGUGGGAGCACCAGCUGUUUCCCCUGCCAUUUUCUCUUCCAUGUCUCUCCCCACCCCACCUCCCCUCGCGCCUGCCUUCCCCCCAACCAGGUGCGCGGGUCCGAUGCGGACAAUCUACCGCUGACGCGAGUGGCACAGCGGGACCUGUGGGAGCACCAGCUGCUUCCCCCGCCUCCUCCCAAUCUCUCUCUCCCCACGGCUCUCCCCACCUCCCCUCGCGCCUGCCUUCCUCCCAACCAACCAGCUGCGACGGCAGGCGCCUGCUCGUCGUGCCGUGGCCCACCAAGACCCACCACGGCGUGGGCUCACAGAUACACGUGAUGAGCACUUUCCUGAGCCUGGCCUUGAGUCACAACCGCACAUUCCCUUCUCUCCCGCCUCCCUCCCUUGCACCCACCCACCGGCACCAUCAGAUACACGUGAUGAGCACUUUCCUGAGCCUGGCCUUGAUUCACAACCGCACACUCGUGCCCGCGCCUGGCUCCACGGGCGGGGCGUGGGGUUGCUACUUCCCCAUAGUGAAUCCCGAAUGUGAGCGCGUGGUAUCGGCCACAAAGACAGGUGGGGCGUGGGGUUGCUACUUCUUCCCCAUAGUGAAUCCCGACUGUGAGCGCGUGGUCUCGGAUAUGACAGCCAGCAGCACCAUGCCCCCUCUCUCCUCUGACAAAGUGGGCCACAAUCGCCUCGCUGCCUCGGGCGACCCUGUGGUGCAUCUCAACGCCAGCUGCGACAGCCAGAUGAAGCUUGAGGCGCGUGCUGCUAAUGAGAGGGUUAUGAGGCCUGGGCGGGCUGAUGAUUUAAGGUUGUGGCGAGGUGAAGGGGGUGAGGAGGUGUGUGAGAUGUGGAAGGGGCUAUGGGGCGAUGCGUACGCGAGGGCCCCGAAUGUGGUGGAUUACACUCAUUCGGGGAGCAGCCGCACGUUGACACCCAACAUCGAUGGCUAUGGGGCGAUGCGUACGCGAGGGCCCCGAAUGCUAUGGGGCGAUGCGUUCGCGAGGGCCCCGAAUGUGGUGGAGUAUAUGGGGGAGCAGCCGCCUGCUGAGACCAAUCACCCCGUGGUGCGUGCGUGUGUGCGCUCGCUUUCUCAUGGGAGUGGUUGUGCACUGGUGGCGAUCCCAGUUGGCGCGCUUCAUAACGCGCUGGUUGGCGGUGUGGCGCCCACACCGCGUGCACUGGUGGCGAUCCCAAUCAACGCGCUUCAUGCUGCGCUGGCCCUCGCUUCACACGUGCACUGGUGGCGAUCCCAGUCAACACGCUUCAUGCUGCGCUGGCCCUCCCCUCACACGUGCCACCAAAUCAACAAGGAGCGCCACACCGCCUACGGCCUCCUCACCGCAUCCCACCUCUCGCGCUACACCGAAACCCAGACCGAGAUCCUCCGGGCCGUCGCAGGCAACACAUCCGAGUCACCCGAAUCCAAGAAACUUUCCGAGAUUUCCGCGGGCCCUCCGGGACCCAUUGAAUCGCAAGUCUGGACCGUCCGGGGGUUCGCGGGGUGUAAAGAGACCUGCAUGAGUGCUGCAGAUGCCAAGGCGAUUAAGGAGACGUACGCAUCGUUGGGAGGGGAGCCGUUUGUGAUGCGGCCGAUCGUGAGUGUGCACGUGCGGCAGAGCGACAAAGGGACUGAGAUGCGCCUGUCGCCGCUCGCCACGCACAUGUUCUUUGUGCAUCGGCUGCGCCGCCACGUGCCGGACCUGCGACACGUGUGGCUCAACACCGAGAUGGAGGUGCGUUGUGAGUGGACUCCAAGGCUUGCACGUGCGGCAGAGUGA
Molecule: messenger RNA, 2477 nt
Organism: Closterium sp. Naga37s-1
Lineage: Eukaryota; Viridiplantae; Streptophyta; Zygnematophyceae; Desmidiales; Closteriaceae
Source: the annotation of a GenBank genome assembly